This is a messenger RNA of Polychytrium aggregatum, 3014 nucleotides long. RefSeq lists its product as uncharacterized. NCBI's taxonomy places the organism in Eukaryota, Fungi, Chytridiomycota, Chytridiomycetes, Polychytriales. The coding region runs from base 116 to 2896 and encodes 926 amino acids. The record is from RefSeq and is a predicted model, not a curated record. The transcript is spliced from 4 exons.
UUCUUUGUCUCCCAGCCAUCGACCGCUAUCCCCUCAGCCCAUCUCCCUUUCCUGUCUGCGGCUCUCGCUUCCUGCCUGAACUCUCCUCUUCACAGUCGCCUGCUCUCUCUUUGCCAUGUCUGAUUCCAAGAAAGCCGUUGUCAUCGACGAAUCGGCCAACACCGAAUUCCCUGCUCACAACCACCCCCUUGAACACACCCACAGCCAUCACUUGCCGUCGAGGGACCUGUUCCGGCAGGCCCAUCGCGACAAUUGCCUCGCCUGUCGGCUCAAGAGCGAUGACGAGAAAGCCCACGACCACACCGACGCCUCGGACUCGUCCUCCUCAGCGCCAAAGACCCUGACUCCUCCAGUCUCGCCCGCCAUGGUCCGGCGGUCUCCCUCCAGCAACGGACUGUCAUCCUCACAUACCCGGUCAAAAUCCGACAAGCUCGAAGCUCCUGCCGCCGCCCCCACUCCCGUCAAAAAGACUCGCCAGCCCCUCGACACCGGCCUCAAGCGGAAAGUAAAGUCCGAGUCUGACUUCAAAACCAACGGCACAUCCUCCUCCAAUGUCUCCAAUGGCUCCUCGACCACACAGCCCUCGACGACUCCUUCGCGAAGGAGUCCCACCAACCCGUCCUCGGCCAAGAGCCCCAGCGGCCCGUCGUCCCUCAAGAGCCCCACGCCGUCGCCGGCAACGCCCUCAAAGCCAUCCUCUCGAACCAUCCCUCGGCCCACCACUUCCACUCCCAAGAAGACCGCCACCAAGUCGGAUACAGCGGCCUCCUCCGAAGUCAAGACUCUGUCUCGCGGCGGCAAGGUGACCGUCACCUCACCGACAGACAGCACAGCGCCGCUGUCCCCUCCACAACCCGCUCGCUCCACCCUCUCUCGCCCAAAACCCGCUUCAUCCAGGCCCUCGUCCUCGUCCUCGUCUUCCACUGCCAUCCCCAAGAAGACACCGUCCUCUGCUGUCGAUAGUACCAAGCGGACAUCAACCCUCACUUCUUCCAGAAGUUCGACUGCUCGCGCCGCACCCACCACGACCGCUUCCACUCGCUCGCCCGCCACCAGCUCCAAAUCCUCGGCUCGUGUGCCGCUCUCUCACCGCGCCACCGCAAAGCCUGCUGCCCCCUCGGCCGAGGAGCCUGGAAGAAUCGUCAUCAAGCGACCGCCUCCACCCCCGGCCGAGCCUGUCCAGGAAGAGCCGGCCGAGAAGCCAGCCGAGCCACCCGUCCCCGAGCCCGCUGCUGUGGAGACUGUCGAUGAGGCGGCUGAAGUCACCGUCGAGGAAACUGUCGAGGAGACCGUUGAGGAGACCGUUGAGGAAACUGUCGAGGAGACCGUUGAGGAAGCUGUCGAGGAAACUGUCGAGGAGACCGUUGAGGAGACCGGCGAGGAGGCUCUGUUGACCCCGACCGAUCCGCAAGCAAACUCCGAGGAAGAGGACGCCCACCCCCUCUCCGAGACGCCUGACCGCGACUCGGCGACUCCCAACUCUUGCGAGGAGGUGGCUGAUGAUAAAGCCUCUGUCUCGGUCAAGGAGGUCAUCAUCGUCGAAGAGGUCAUCAUCGAGCAGGUGCACACCGUCAUUGAAGACGCCCCACGGUCGGCCACCGAGGAGGAGCAGGCCGCUGAGCAGACUGUCGAGGAGACUGAUGCCACCGAGCCCGCCGCUGAUGUUACUGCGGAAGUCAGCACCGAAGAGGCGGCUGCUGCCGACGUUGUCAUCGAGGACGCUUCGGAGUCGGUCGCCGUGGCCAUCGAGGAGCCUGCCCCGGCGGAGGACGAGGUAGAUGUCGGUGACAUUGUCGAUGCCUACGAGGCUGCAUCGGAGCCGGAGACUGCAGAGGUCGCCCAGGCUCCCUCCGGCUCCUCGCUCGCUCCCAUCGACACUAGCAAGGACGCUGAUCAGGAUACCAUCGUCGACUCGGCUAUCACCCUCGAGCAGGACAAAUCCCGGGACGGUCAUCACACUGAAAGCCCCGCCAUCACCGUGACCGAGACCGACGGCACAAGCGUCGCAACGGUCUUGGAGUCCUCCAGCAGCGACGUCAACAGCAGCGAGAACAGCAGGGCCAAAGUAAGUGUGAUGAUCCGGAACCGGGUUAUCCUCUCGGAGACUCAGCUGAGAACCCUGCCCGUCGUGAACCUGGUCGAGGUGGAUGGCGAUCUCGAUUUUGAUCAAGUUCGCACCACCUUGCUCGAAUCCGAUAAGGAGCACGACGUGGCCAUCCGAGACGACGUCUCGCUGUUCUCGUACGGCUCCGAGUGGGGCGGCUCUGAGGAGCUGAUGAGCUAUCUGGGCGACGAUGACCUUCCGGAGAAGCGCGAGUUUGUGCCCCGCAAGUGGCUCCUGCACAAGCCCUCGCUGCAGAACCGCCUCUCGCGCGACCUGUCCCAGGUCCAGCCCCAGCUCGUCGGCCGGCAGUUCCCUCCCCCGCCCAAGCGCAAGCAGACCCUCGACAUGACCGAUCUGCGCGGUCUGGCCAAGCUCCUGAACGCAAAGUACGCCGAGAUGGUCCGUCUCCAGGCCUCCAUCCAGUACAUCGAAGCUUCGUCCGAGGCCUUUGUCACCGGCAAGGUCGACUACCUCUCGACCGGCCGUGAGAUCUACGACAUGGGCCGCGGCAUCUCCAAGACCUGGGUGCCCGUCGCCAAGACCUGCACCGACUCGCGGCUGUCGUCCAUCCUGCUCGCCUCGCUCGCCAAGGUCGAGGUUCUGACUGUCCAGCUCCGCACCGUCAUCCGCAUGAAGCAGGUCGAGCCCCUGGACCGCGACUCUGACAGUGGCGUCCUGGCCUGCAGCAAGAACGUUGUCGAGACCCUGAACCAGGCCCUCGAGGAGCUGGAUGCCGCUCGGCUGCGACUGGCCGAAGACGCCAAGUUGCCCGAGUCCUUUGUGAUUGCUUAAGCACGAUACUCGUUCUAGUACCUUUCUAUUUUGACUCCAAAUACAUGGUUCAACCCCUGCCCUCUCCUCCUCCCCACCUCCUCAGCCAUCCUGCUUUUGUAGCUUUGGCGUUGACUUU